Messenger RNA from Mesitornis unicolor (brown roatelo), 1975 nucleotides. It is a transcript of the gene FLCN, whose product is annotated as folliculin. The record is from RefSeq and is a predicted model, not a curated record. Gene Ontology annotation, biological process: positive regulation of transforming growth factor beta receptor signaling pathway; negative regulation of transcription by RNA polymerase II; positive regulation of TORC1 signaling. The transcript is spliced from 11 exons. Gene Ontology annotation, molecular function: GTPase activator activity. The coding region runs from base 30 to 1769 and encodes 579 amino acids. Gene Ontology annotation, cellular component: cytosol. Lineage: Eukaryota; Metazoa; Chordata; Aves; Mesitornithiformes; Mesitornithidae.
GAGGCUGACGUAUGCGCUGAGCUCUCACUAUGAAUGCUAUUGUUGCCCUCUGCCAUUUUUGUGAGCUCCACGGUCCUCGCACACUCUUUUGCACCGAGGUUCUGCAUUCACCACUUCCCCAAGGCGCGAGCAGCGGGGACAUCUCUGGGCAGAAUGAGCAGGCGGAGGAGGAGGAAGGUGGCAUUCAGAUGAGCAGUCGGAUCCGCUCGCACAGCCCGGCAGAAGGUGCCAGCGCCGACUCCAGCAGCCCAGGGCCAAAGAAGUCAGACAUGUGCGAGGGUUGCCGCUCUCUUGCAGGAGGACAUCCCGGCUACGUCAGCCACGACAAAGAAACUUCCAUCAAGUACGUCAGCCACCAGCACCCGAAUCACCCCCAGCUCUUCAGCAUCGUGCGCCAGGCCUGCGUUCGCAGUCUGAGCUGUGAGGUCUGCCCAGGACGUGAAGGCCCUAUUUUUUUCGGAGAUGAGCAGCAUGGUUUUGUGUUCAGCCACACCUUCUUUAUCAAAGACAGCCUCGCUCGAGGUUUCCAGCGCUGGUACAGCAUCAUCACUAUCAUGAUGGACCGGAUUUACCUCAUCAACUCCUGGCCUUUCUUGUUGGGAAAAAUCAGAGGCAUCAUUGACGAGCUUCAGGGCAAAGCACUUAAGGUGUUCGAAGCAGAGCAGUACGGGUGCCCUCAGCGUGCCCAGCGGAUGAACACGGCCUUCACUCCCUUCCUGCACCAGCGGAACGGCAACGCAGCCCGCUCCUUAACGUCCCUGACCAACGACGAAAACCUCUGGGCGUGCUUGCAUACUUCCUUUGCUUGGCUUUUGAAAGCUUGUGGCAGCCGACUUACAGAGAAACUUCUGGAGGGAGCACCAACAGAAGACACCCUCGUUCAGAUGGAAAAACUUGCAGACCUGAAGGAAGAGUCAGAAGGCUGGGAUGGUUCUGAGGAAGAAGAGAAGCCUUCACCUCAGCCAGAUAUUGUGGAAGGGCAGGAGCUGUCUAAAUGCUCCCCUGAAAGAUCUCUGAUGCCAGAUCGCAACAGCUGGAACAUAGCUCACAGAAGGUUGUCUGUCUUCCGCUCUCUCAGGCACAUGAGACAGGUUCUCGGGGCAUCAGCAUUCCGCAUGCUGGCUUGGCACGUCCUGAUGGGGAACCAGGUCAUCUGGAAAGCUCGGGAUAUGGAUCUGGUCCAGUCUGCUUUUGAUGUGCUACGGACUAUGCUGCCUGUUGGUUGUGUGCGGAUCAUCCCCUACAGUGACCAGUAUGAAGAGGCGUAUCGGUGUAACUUCCUAGGGCUGAGCCCUCACGUCCAAAUCCCAUCCCACAUAUUAUCAUCUGAGUUUGCUGUCCUUGUGGAAGUUCGUGCUGCUACCCGGUCCAGCCUCUACCCAACUCUGUUUGAUGACGAGCAGUCCCUCAACAAGUAUGAGUUCGUCGUCACCAGCGGUAGCCCGGUUGCAGCAGAUCGAGUGGGCCCUACAAUCUUGAACAAGAUCGAAGCUGCCCUGACCAACCAGAACCUUUCUGUAGAUGUGGUGGAUCAGUGCCUUGUUUGCCUGAAGGAGGAGUGGAUGAACAAAGUGAAGGUCCUCUUCAAAUUCACUAAAGUGGACAGCAGACCCAAGGAGGAUACCCAAAAACUGCUGAGCAUUUUGGGAGCUGCUGAGGAGGACAACGUCAAGCUUCUCAAGUUCUGGAUGACCGGCCUGAGUAAGACCUAUAAGUCCCACCUGAUGUCAACAGUUCGCAGCCCGACGUCCUCAGAGUCCCGAAACUGAAGGGUGCUGAGCCUCACUUGCUGCCUUGGAGAAUCGCAGGGAACCCCGAGGUACCGCUGCCGAGCCCGCAGCAAGUGCGUGAGGCGGACAGCGAAACUUCAUCGCUGUUCUUCUGGUCCUCAAACUAACUUGAAGAGUGACUCGAGUCUUUUCUAAUUGCUGUGAGACUGGGUUAAUAAGUGCUAAUAAAUAGUGCUGCUGUCUGU